CCCCCGCCUUGGCCCCGCCCCAUUGUUGCCGGGCCCACCCGGGUCAGCUGGUGCGGCGUAGCUGCGGGAUGGGCGGGCUCCGAGCGACCCGGCAGGACUUGUUUACUAUGGCUGAUGAUCUGGAGCAGCAGCCACAGGGCUGGCUGAGUAGCUGGCUGCCGGCUUGGCGCCCAACUUCAAUGUCUCAUUUGAAGAAUGUGGAAUCCAGGAUCCUUCAGUGUAAGCAGAAAGGAGAGCUCACGCCACCUCUCCCUCAGCAGCCCCAGAGGGGAUGCAGGAUUUUCCCAGACACCAUAGCUGAGUAUAUCUACCACUGCAAUGCUCAGAAUCCCAGUGGGGAGACAGCAUUCAAAGCCAUGAUGGAGUCUUUCGGCUGGGCCCGGCGCCCCAUGCUGGAGCGGAUUCACUUGAUCCGAAAGGAUGUGCCCAUCACCAUGAUCUAUGGGGCCAACACCUGGAUUGAUACCAGCACGAGGAAGAAGGUGAAGAUGCAGCGGCCAGAUUCUUAUGUCCGAGACAUGGAGAUCGAGGGCGCAUCGCACCAUGUCUACGCUGACCAGCCUCACAUUUUCAACGCCAUGGUGGAGGAGAUCUGUGAUUCAGUUGACUGAGCUGCUCUCCACAGAGGAAGCGGAAGAAGCCAGAGAGUUGCUCUCACCUCCCUGUCUGCUCACUCACCCCUCUGUCCCCUCCUCACCACUAACAUGUUCCAGCCAGGCAGGGCCUUGGGCCAUCCCCAGGGCAGGACCACCGCCAUGGGCUAGGGACAGAAGCCACAAGAGGCCUUGAGUUCCACACCACAGGGAAGAACAUAAAGGGUUGCUUGUUGCCGCCCAUCCUCUCCAUGCCAAGUGUUGGUGGCUAUGACGCGCUUGCACUGAGCCACAUCCCCUCCCUGUGCAACGAGGGUGGGGGAGUGGCCUCUCUUUCCCUCCCCCUUGGGCUAGGGAAAGGUUCCCAGUUCUGGAAAGUGUGUGGGGGGUAGGUUCCCUGUGAGAACAUCCACACCCUCUGGCCCACUUCCCACACCAGUCCCAUGUCUGUUAGGACCAGUUCCCACUCAGAUCUCAUAAGUAGGCCCAGAACCGAAUCCCCUCCAUGGCUCAAGAGACCGUGCCCCUCACUAAUGGAGGAGGGCCAGGCCAUGGCUGGCCCCUGGGUACCCAGCUCAGUUCCAGGAGAGCUCAGGCUCAUCCCUGGCCUAUUCACUCCAAGUGUUCCUUGCUGAUUCCAUUCACUAAGGGCAGAGGCAGGUAUCGUUACCCCAGGGUUGGGGAUCGUCACUGGCUUAGGAGUCUGUCCUGUUCCACAUUCGAGUCCCGAGAGGCAGGGGCUCUGCUGUCUUGCCCUGUGUCUCUACCCUGGCUGCCUAAGCUGGGGACACACAAGUGCUUCCUUCCUGCCCCCACUUCCUCCCAACUGGGAGGCCUCUGGGCCUCCCUCUGUGCCUUGGGCCCUGCAGCCCCACUUGUAGGAAAGAGAGCAGAGGUGGCCCCUGAUGGAGAGAAGGAAAGGCCUUCCACUCUAGGAUGGUCUUGGGAUUCCCUGUGCUCAUCCCACAGGGUUCUCUGUCUGCCCCCUGAGCUGAGGCCCACACAAGCCCUUCCCGUGGUCCAGUGGGGAGCCUCUCACUAGCAGUCCCAGUCCUCAUCAGCCACAGGAUGGUUCUUGCUGCCUGGCCUUCCAUCUUCCCAUCUGCUCCCCAAGGUCUCCGGCUCAUCCCACCCCAAACCUACCUACCUGUUAGUCUCCCUGGGCUGGUUCCAGGUGCUGGUCUGAGGAUCUGGGUGAUAGGCUGGGCCUGGGCCCAGAACCAGGACAGCCCCUGCCUGCCCCUCCCCCUUCACUUUUGUAAAGCCAACCCAUCCACCAGAUAGUAUUAACUCCUGGUGCUUUGUACUACUGGUCCAGCUGCCUUGGGCUCCUUUUCUAUAUUAAUAAAGAAAUGAGUCAAAACU
Erinaceus europaeus (western European hedgehog) is the source of this 1958-nucleotide messenger RNA. It is a transcript of the gene ABHD4, whose product is annotated as abhydrolase domain containing 4, N-acyl phospholipase B. NCBI's taxonomy places the organism in Eukaryota, Metazoa, Chordata, Mammalia, Eulipotyphla, Erinaceidae. Gene Ontology annotation, molecular function: phosphatidylcholine lysophospholipase A1 activity. Gene Ontology annotation, cellular component: lipid droplet. The coding region runs from base 69 to 611 and encodes 180 amino acids. The transcript has 5 exons. The record is from RefSeq and is a predicted model, not a curated record.